Messenger RNA from Microdochium trichocladiopsis, 1991 nucleotides. RefSeq lists its product as uncharacterized. Gene Ontology annotation, molecular function: DNA binding; chromatin binding. The record is from RefSeq and is a predicted model, not a curated record. Gene Ontology annotation, biological process: regulation of DNA-templated transcription; chromatin organization. The transcript is spliced from 2 exons. Lineage: Eukaryota; Fungi; Ascomycota; Sordariomycetes; Xylariales; Microdochiaceae. Gene Ontology annotation, cellular component: nucleus. Bases 248 to 1771 code for a protein of 507 amino acids.
GCCAACUUGAAUGCUCCAUGAACCAAGAGGGCCCCGAAAGUUCAGAAGCAAUGGGCCUCGUGCUACCCGUGACACCCAAACCGGCAGAGGACUCGGAAACAAUCCAUUGCCCCGCCGGAAGCUUGUCAGCGGAUGCUCCGUAGACGUCCACGGACGGAGCCGAACUUUCACGACCCGCCCGGAACGCCACCGACGCUCCUGAACUGACCACCUUGGACGACUGACUGUGGCAGCACCAAUACAUGCGAUGGAGCAGCCCAGCCAGGCAUCUCGUACGGGUGAGUCUGGGAUGACAUCGGAUCCGGGAGCGAACAAUGGCUCCGUGACGGCUCCUGCGCCGACCAGCAGCGCCUUUGGUGCCAGCGGCACAUCAAGCUCCACUCCGCGACCACACUACGUGCCUCAGUUCUCGGCGGCCACACAGAUGAUACUGCAGCGCAUAGGCAAGCCCGGAAGUUUCAGCUCGGCCUUGUCCUCUGCCUCAGCACUCUCCCGGGAUAUCGAGCCAUCAGCGUUUCAAGAUGCUAAGCGACGGCUCGUUAUGAACAUGAACACAUCCCUGACGAUGCCCCUACCGACUCCCCCAAAGUCCCAGCAGGAGACAGCCGCUAGCUUGCCUAUGAAUGAUGCCUUCCAGCUGCGCACCCCUUCUCUCGGUAAAGCUGCGGCCAUCAAGACGACCACGGCCCGGACCUUACCACUCCCGAAGCCACCUCCUCCUGAGGGCCCUGAAGCAGCCAGCCCUGUCAGAACGACGCCAGAUAGAACACCACGGACGUCGCAGAAACGUAAGCGGGCCAAGAAAGAGGGCAGCAUGGAAUCCCCUAGCAUUCUCAGUGUUUCCCAGAAUGGAACCCCCACGACAAGCAGCAAGCCCCUAGAAGCCUCACCACUAGCAACCACGACCAAGUCUGGACGCCAGAUCCUGAAGCCUACCACGUACAACCCAGCGACGGUCGCAGCUGCGCAGGUCGCAGCUACACAGCAGAACCAGUCGAAACGAAAGCACUGGGGAAAACGAACUGCGGAGCAGGCUCUGUGCAAAGUGUGUACAAGGGGUCUCAGUCCGUUCAAGAAUCAGGUGGUCUUCUGUGAUGGAUGCAAUCUGUGCUGGCAUCAGCUCUGCCACGACCCGUACAUCGACGACGAAUUCGUUAGCGACGAAUCCCGAUCAUGGUUUUGUAGCAAAUGCAUGGCGAAAAGAGAGAGGCAUUUGGCCAAGAAGAAGACGGUAGAUGGGUUUCGAGGCACCAGUUGGGCAGCAAAGACUGCAGAUCAGCGCCGGACAUAUCUAAACAGUUUACCAGCGACACAGCUCGUCAACUUGGUCAUGUACAGCCUUGAGCUUCAUCCCGAUCUACCCAUAUUUCCGCCAAACGAUAAUGGCAAGCGCGGUUCGACAGUACUUGCAUCACAAAUCACAAAUGGGCGCAGCACACCGUCAGACAUGAGCCCAAAGGCCCCCACUCAAUACUCGCGAAAAUUCUCAACACCAGAUAAUGGAAAGACAAAUGGAAAACUAUCCGGCGCAGCCACCGAAUCGUUCCACACACUACAGGCCACCAGGGAGUCGUCUACAGACUCUGUGCCUCCAUCAUGGCCAAAGUCAGGACAAGGCUGCUUGUCUAACAUGGAACUUCUGGAGGACGACUUCCAUGACAAGAACGAUUUUGAGGCGUUCAGCCUCACCACAUAUGACGGCAAAGGGCGCAAGCUUGCCGAGAAUGGAAUUCCAGUCCAGCGUGGUGGCGGUACAGAAUUGCCGUCAUGAUGACCGGCUGAGGAUGGCUGUAUCAUUACUACCACUUGCUACAUGUAUUGUUGCUCCAUGGCUAAAUAUAGAAUACAACAAACAUCACGGUCGACAAAUAAUAAUAUUAAAGGAAUCCCCGCACUCUGGCGCAUCAAGGGGCAAAGUUGAAGACACUGGCUUCUUGGGGCCCAUGACUCGUGAAAUCCUUGGGUACAGCCGAAGCACCUUUGGGAAGGAC